This is a messenger RNA of Spodoptera exigua (beet armyworm), 8070 nucleotides long. The record is from the annotation of a GenBank genome assembly. NCBI's taxonomy places the organism in Eukaryota, Metazoa, Arthropoda, Insecta, Lepidoptera, Noctuidae.
AUUGACGUCGACUUAUUGUAUUUUUACAAAUGGCUACAUCUGGUGUAAUUGUCAAUUUGUUGAACGAUUGGUCGGUCCUUUCUCGAGCUCUUGUUCAUAAAUUUUACGUUUAUUUGUAUAAUAUGUGGCUCUUAUCGGAUAUCAGCUGAGAGUAUUGAAGCUUGUUUAUCCAUAUACAAUUUGCGAUGUUAAGAUGAUUCCAUUAAAAGACAAUCAGGAUGUGGCAUCAUUCCUUGUCACCAAACACUCAUGGAGGGGGAAGUACAAACGAGUUUUCUCCAUUGGCACUCAUGGUAUUACCACAUACAACCCGGAUUGUUUGGAGGUAACCAACAAAUGGCUGUAUGCAGAUGUAGUCACUAUUGCAUCCGCAAAACAUUCAAAUUCGACCGCCAACCAUGACUUUACGCUUGUCAUGAAAAAAGAAAAGAAAGUGGAUUCGAUGAAGUUUUCUUCGGAACACAAAUGUUUGAUUCUCACUGAGGCUUUUAAGUACAGACAUGCAUUCGCUGAAAAACCUAAGGAUAUUUAUAGAUACCAAGCUUACAAACACCAUUGGAGUGGGACUCGUCUGCCAGUAGUACUAGAAGUUGGUCCUUGCGCCUUAGAACAGCUGGACCCAUCCACACAUACUUUACUCGCCAGCUAUCCAUACUGCGAUAUGCAAGGAAUACUACCAGUCCGAGACGUACCAGGCGGCUUUGUGCUCGCCGUCGGAGGCUACAGCAGACUCCAUCUCUUCUCCAAUGCCAUGGACCAUCAGAUUAUCAUCAACAAAAUGCUAGAAAUGGCAAGCCUUACUCUAAGCAUCAGUAUCAAAGUCUUGUCUACGAUGAUAACAUUAGACGAUUAUCAUGACCAGAGAUUUGGAAAAUACAGUGGUGACCAACAUCAGACCUCUCUAAGCGAAUUUAUAGUUCACAAAGUGAACCCAGCUCGCCACAUGGAGCCGAUGCGACGGACACUCUGCCUCUCUGACACCUGCAUACUGGAGCGGGAUCCACAGACAUACUCUGUGGUAUGCUUGCGUCCGUUGAGCGACGUAUUCGCUUUAGUACGGGACACGGAACAUCCACAGAAGUUCUCCAUCGAAUAUCUAAAUGGACAGACACGUACAUAUUUAGCGGGAGAAAGGGAUGCGUUACUGGCAUCCUUGCUAGACGGCGUGAGGUCCGCUGGGCAGCGCGAUGUACACGUGCGCUCUGUACCUACUCCUCGGGGCUACCGUUUGGGACCUCUACACCAACCAGUUGACGAGGAGACUGAGUCCAAUCACCUCAGAUUAUUCCAGAACCCAGUGGGCAUGUCUCGCGCCGAGGUGAUAGAACGAUUCAACGCUAACGUGGGCUACAGCGGCCUUAUAUACUCCGUCAGCCAAGACCGUCUGUUCGCGGAGAACAAGGAGAAGUUGAUCACUGGCGCUUUGUCCGCGCUGGUGAGCAGUGCGCCUUCUGGCAGCAACUUAACGCCCCGCGAGCUUGAAGCACAGUUCCACGCGCUGAGAAGACUUUGUGCCAGCAAAGUUGGAUUUGCUGCCUUCACUGCGUUACCUGGUUUUCGAGAAUGGAUCGGCACGGCGACAGUGGCGGCACUGCGGCGUGGCUCGGCGGCGUGCGCUCACGCCGCGCUCGACGCAGUAUGCGCCCUCUUACAACCAAUGCACGCGGAACCAGACCUGCGGCAGGAACAGCUGAACAAAGCCAGCAUGCUGUCGUCUUCUACAUUCCUCGAAGGCCUGCUCACUAUGUGGGCUGAUCAUGUCACUGGCGGCAGCGGUGCCUUAGUAGUGGCGGCCAUGUUGGAUUUCCUGACGUUCGCACUGUGCGUACCCUACAGUGAGACUACGGACGGCAAGCAAUUCGACCAGCUGUUGGAAAUGGUCUCCAAGAGAGGACGGGUGCUGUUCAAGCUAUUUGAGCACCCUUCGAUGGCGAUAGUGAAGGGCGCGGGGCUGGUGAUGCGCGCGCUGGUGGAGGAGGGCAGCGCCGCGGUGGGCGGGCGCAUGCAGGGCCUCGCCCUCGCCGAGGCCGCGCUGCCGCGACAUCUGCUGGCCGCGCUCUACGCGCCGCCCCGACUGCAGCACCGACAUCUUGCCAGGCAUCUCGUCGCGCUAUGGCUUGUCGACCAUGCGCCCGCGCAUUGCUUGAUGCGACGGAUCAUGCCAUCAGGUCUGCUAGCAUUCCUGGAGUCCCCGGACGCGCCCCCGGCAGUGGCAGAGAGCGACGUGGAGCCCGAGCGCGACAACUUGUCGCUGGCGCAGGCCAGCGUCAAGCCGCGCGCUCAACACUGGGAGGCGCUCGAGAGGCAGGUCAAGUACGUCGAGAAACAUUUAGAGCACUACGCCCAACUUGCCCUCCAACAUUGGGCAGCUCGCCUGGGCCGUCCGGCGACGGAGCGGAGGGACGCGGCCCGGGAACGUCCCGUGGUACUGCGGAGACGCAGGGAACGGGUCAAGUCAACUGCCAACUGGCCACUGUUCUACUACCAGUUUCAUAAAGACCAUGCACUCCCUAACCUUAUAUGGAAUCAUACUACACGAGAAGAACUUCGUAACGCUUUGGAAAACGAACUUCGAGCGUUUACAUCGGACAGAGAAGUGGCCGGUACGACCCUGACAUCAUGGAACCAUGCUGAGCUGGAGGUCCACUACCAGUGUCUGCAGAACGAGGUCAAGAUCGGGGACUACUAUCUCAGAAUACUUCUGGAACAGAGGGAUAAUGAUGACAGCCCUAUUAGAAAGUCCUACGAAUUCUUCAACGACCUAUACCACCGGUUUCUAUCGACACCUAAAAUCGAAAUGAAGUGUAUGUGUUUACAAGCAAUGAGCAUUGUGUAUGGACGGUACUACGAGGACAUCGGACCCUUUGCAGACACCAAGUAUAUCGUGCAAAUGUUGGAUAGGACAUGUGAUAGAAUGGAAAGAGAUAGAUUAGUUCAGUUUUUAUCGAAAUUAAUAUUACACAGAAGAAAUGUUAGCGAUAUUUUAGAAUGGAAUGGUGUUAGGAUCCUAGUAGAAUUAAUGACACUGGCACACUUGCACACGUCCCGCGCCACGGUGCCGACACAGAGCAACGUCAUCGAAGGGCCGCAGCAACAAACCGGCGGGGACCGAGAGUGGUACUACAACGUCGAUCAAGGAGAUAAAGUGCAGAGGAAAGGACCUGUUAGCUUUCAACAGUUAAAAGAUCUAUACAAAUCAGGGGAGAUAAACAACAAGACGAAGGCGUGGGCCAACAGUAUGGAGGGCUGGCGUGCAGUGGGCGGCGUGGCGCAGCUGAAGUGGACGCUGGCGGCGCGGGGCACCGCCGUCUACGACGAGAGCGCGCUCGCCGCCACCGUACUCGACCUGCUCAUUACUUGCGCCAGAUACUACCCCAGCAGGGACGAAGAGGACGCAGUUAUAAGACCAUUACCAAAAGUAAAGCGAAUGCUAUCUGAACCAGCUUGUCUGGCGCAUGUUGUACAACUGUUACUCACAUUUGAUCCAAUUCUCGUCGAAAAGGUAGCAACUCUCCUGUACGAAGUUAUGCAAGAUAAUCCUGAAAUUUCAAAGUUAUAUUUGACCGGAGUAUUCUACUUCAUGUUGUUAUACACAGGAUCGAACUUGUUGCCGAUUGCGAGGUUCCUUAGAUUGACUCAUAUGAAACAAGCGUUCAGAGCUGAUCAGUCAAGUUCAGAUAUAAUGCAGAGGUCGAUAUUAGGCCAGUUACUGCCAGAAGCAAUGGUUUGUUACUUAGAAAACCACGGCGCCGAGAAAUUCGCGCAGAUCUUCCUCGGAGAGUGGGACACGCCUGAGGCUAUAUGGAACUCUGAAAUGAGACGGAUGCUAAUAAUGAAGGUAUCAGCUCACAUUGGGGAGUUCACCCCCCGGCUCCGCGCCCACGUGGCGGCGCGGUACCCGUACCUGGCCAUCCCAGCAGUCUGCUACCCUCAGCUGCAGCAUGAGCUGUUCUGCAACAUGUUCUAUCUACGACAUCUUUGUGAUACGCAACGAUUCCCCGAUUGGCCUAUACCUGAUCCCGUUGGUCUUCUCAAAGACGUAUUAGAAGCGUGGCGACGUGAAGUAGAGAAGAAACCUCCGUCCAUGACAGCGGGCGAGGCGUACGCCGCCCUAGGCCUUACUACUGGUCAACACGACGAGGCCGCAGUGCGCAAAGCUUACUAUAGACUUGCGCAACAGUAUCAUCCUGAUAAAAAUCCUGAAGGAAGGGAUCGCUUCGAAGCCGUCAACCAAGCGUACGAGUUCCUUUGCAGCCGUAACGUAUGGACCGGUGACGGACCUAACACCAACAAUAUUGUUCUCAUACUCAGAACACAGACUAUACUCUUCCAAAGAUACUCUGAAGUGUUGGCCCCGUACAAGUACGCGGGCUAUCCUCAGUUACUGCGCACGGCGCGGCUGGAGGCGGAGGCCGAGCAGUUGUUCGCGGAGCGGGACUCCGCCCCCCUGCUGCCCGCCGCCUGCGAGCUGGCACACGCCACCGUGCGCUGCUCCGCGCUUAACGCCGAGGAACUGCGCCGGGAAGGAGGUUUACAGGUCCUGCACGAGGCGAUGUCCCGCUGCGUGCCGGUACUGUCGAGCGCGCGCGGCCCGACCGACAUAUCUGCGCAAGUAUGUGCGCACGCGGCGCGCUGCUUCGCUGUGGCGGCCGCCUUCCCCGCCUGCCGCGCCCUCUGUGCUGAGAUGCCGCAACUAUGCGUUGAUCUAGUGCCACUGCUCAAAAGACCCAACCUGGGCGAGACAGCAUGCGCGGGCGCGGCGGCGGUGGGCGGGCUGGCGGCGGAGGCAGGCUGCCGCGCGGCGCUGGCGCGGGCCGGCGCGCUGCAGGCGCUGCUGCCCUCCGCGCUGCGGUACGACUACACGCUCACUGAGUCCGGCCUCGACACGGACGCUAACCCUAACAAACAGGAGAUAGCAAAUCAAUUAGCAAAGCAGUGCGUGGUAGCGCUAGCUGCGAUGUACGGGCCUCAUACAACGCCCUCACCGUUGGACGAGAACAUACAGAACUCUCUGCAUUUGUUACUGACGCCGUAUCUGUGUGGGAGACUGGCGGAACCUGAUCAACAUGAGCUCCUAAAAACCCUAACAUCGAACUGGCGCACGCCCUAUUUAGUAUGGGACAACAGUACGCGCGCUGAACUGAAGGAUGUACUGCGCAAAUCACGCCCUCUAAUGGAGGAUGAGGGACCAAUCAUUGAGCCCUUCACAUACUCAGCUCAUGAGGGACUUGUGUCUGUCGGAGGAGUGUACAUAGAUAUUUAUAAUGAACAGCCCGACUUCCCUAUUGAGAAUCCACAGCAGUUUAUCCUGGAGUUACUGAAGUUCAUCCAGGAAGAGACACAGAACGACAUGACGCCGGAGAGGGUGCAACAGGUCACGUACGCAUUGACUGCACUCGCCAACGUCAUUAUUAAGAAUCCUGGUACGGAGAUCCAAUGCAUCGGUCAGUUCGGUUUGAUCUUCGGAUUAUUGUCUGCGCGGGCUCACCCGCAGCUGCAGGAGGGCGCGCUGCGCGUAGUGGGCAGCGCCGGGGCGCGGCGCGAGUGUGUGGAGGACGUCGCCGCCAGCGCCGUGCUGGGACAUCUACUGGCAUUGCUGGCUGAGAGACCGCCAAGACCUGCUACCCUAACGGCUCUCGCUGCCUUACUCGCCAAUACUGCUAUAGUUAGAGAAGCUCUUAACAAAGGUGCUGUGAUAUACUUGUUAGAUCUGUUCUGUAAUAGUAAACUGCCGGAGACGAGAGAGGCAGCAGUUGAACUGUUGGCUAGAAUGAUGGCAGACAAAUUACAUGGACCCAAGGUUCGUCUAACAAUAUCUCGGUACAUUCCGGGCGUGUUUGCGGAAGCGAUGCGCGAGUCCAGCGCCUCGAAUGCAGUACACAUGUUCGAUGCCCAGCACGAACACCCUGAACUCGUCUGGACUGAUGACACGAGGCGAAGACUUGCCACACACAUCGCGCAACUAAGAGACCGACACCAAUCCGACCAGCUGCGUUCCCCUAACGCGACGUUCGAGGACCGCGAGACACUAGAGCGCGCUGCGUCCGGCGAGCAGGCGUGGGCGCCGCCCGGCGAGGUCGUCGUCGACGGGGUCUACCUCAAGCUGUACCUGCAGAACCCUCACUGGAACCUACGCAGUCCUAAGCGGUUCCUCCAGGAAUUGCUAACGGAGACUAUUGCAGCGGUCAAUAAAGAUGCUUCAGAGGGUGGUCGCGGGGAGACGUGUGCGCUGGCGCUGUGCGCGGCACUGCGCGCGCGGCCGGCGCUGGGCGAGGUGUGCGCCCAGCUGGGGGAGGUGCCGCGCCUGGCGCGCCUGCUGCCGCGCGCGCCCCGCCUCGCCGCGCCGCUACUCGCCGCGCUCGCGCCCACACAGGCAUGUGUAGUGGCCCUGUCGCAGACGGACGUGAUGUCGGGCAUAAAGACGGCGGUGCAGUCGUGCAGGGAGGCGGUGGGCUCGGCCUGCGAGGCGCUCGCACUCAUAUUCUCCAGCAACGCCAAUACUGACCGACUGGUCUUACAGGCACUAGAAACAGAUCUAAUAGGCGAGCUGCUGUCCCUGCUGGAGAGCCGGCUGGACGGCGCGACGGCGGCGCAGCUGGUGCGGGCGCUGAAGGCGAUGGCGCGGUCUGCGCUGCACGGCGAGCGCGUGCGCGCCCUGCUCGCGCGCUCCGCCGUCUGGGAGCACUACAGCGCGCAGCGACACGACCUCUUCAUCACCGCCGCGCCGCAGAAUAACUUACUCACAGGCGCCCCUCACACGGCGGGCUACCUGACGGCGCCGCCGUCCAGUAUCCCGGCGCAGCCGCCCCCCAUCGACUGACCACGCAGCCCCGCGCUACACAGUACUGCCAGUACUCGCCCCCGCCUCAAUACAAACACACGCAUGUUUCUGAAAGAACAAUAUUGCUGAUCAACCGACUAACGCUCUAGUAAGUGUACUAUAGAAUCUCUCAUUACUGAAAAACUACUCUUUUACAUCGAACAUUCUAAAAAACUUCAUUUGUAAAAAAUAAAAGUAGUUUGGAGUUUUUACCUGCUAUAUAGAAUGAAAAAUGUUUCAUAUUAUACAGUAAAAUAGUUCAGCCGUACGCGCCUUUCAGAAACAAGUAGUUAUAGCGAAUUUGUCUUGGCGUACUCCGCGACCUGUCGCUAUAAUUUCAGUGUCGGAUACCGUAACAUUUAUAUGUAUUAUAGCAAUACUUCUAUAAUGCGCUUAAAGUUCAAAUUCGUGUGAAUUUCGUUUAGCCAUCGAAUGUAGUACUAACAAGGCAAAUUCAAUUGUACUUAUGUAAAAAUAGUUAAGCUGCUGGUCUUUUAUUUCGUAAGCGGUUCGUCGAUGUCUCAUUGUAAAUUAAAAGUAUACUAUAUGAACACAAUAUCCGACCAGUGUGUGGUACGCUCGAAGUAUUAACAGCCAAAGUUAUGUGUAUGUAUUUCUGUUGUUUGUCUAAAAUAGAAUUUGUAUAAAAGUUUGAUCUCUAACGAAAGGCAAAUAUUGUUUACAUCAUUCCUAAUAACGUUAGCGACAUAAGAUUUUUAUAGGAUUCGCACUUUUUUAUGAAUGUAGAUUAGUGAAUAUUAUGGAAGAAAUCGCACUUAUAUAGUGCUAAACAAAUAAUUAUUGUUUGCUUAUAAAUAUUAAUGAUACUCUUUAUUGCCGGCGAUUUUUAUGUACCAAUGAUAAUUGUGAUUUUAUAGCAAUAUUAACUUAGCAAUUGCAAUAAUUUGUCAUAUUACCACGUGAUAUAAUAUAUGUCGAUUUCCUGGUUUCCGCAUUAACACAAAUCGUCUAGCGAAAUUAAUGUAUGAUAUUCAUGUCAAUAACGUAAUAAAUUUCGCACUUUUUUACGAAAAUAGUAUUUAAAUAUUUAUAUAUUUGUAUGUACCUAAUAGUCUGUGCGUUCAUGACAUAGUGCACUAGUACAGUUUUUAUAUGUGUAUCCGCUACAUAUAAAAGCUUUCUUGCCAUGUUUAGUUGUUGUAUUGAGACUGAAAAUCAAUUAAUAAAUCAUUUCAAUUUCGGCACUAAAAAUUUAGGUAUACGAAGUCUCUGAGGCUUUUGGUGUAACA